Messenger RNA from Rotaria socialis, 2148 nucleotides. The record is from the annotation of a GenBank genome assembly. Lineage: Eukaryota; Metazoa; Rotifera; Eurotatoria; Philodinida; Philodinidae.
AUGCCAUCAAAAGCAGCUCCCGAAAAAAAACAAACUCAUCCAGCUGUUGGUGCAGCACCAAUUCAGCGACGACUGAGUCAAUCGCAUCGUGGCUCAGUUACAGAUGCUCGAGAUGAUGAUCAAGAAUUAGGCAAUAUGCCAACAAAUUAUAUGGGUGAACAUAAUUUUUUCGGUCGUCAAGAGGAUCAAUUAAAAUUAACCGAUGCUGAACUAAAUGAAGAACAUACUCGAAUUCUUACUGCGCGUAAUCCUCAAGCAGCUGAAAAUAUUGUUCGCUUUAGUCAUAAAGAACGGAUGUUUAAACUUAUUCCACAUGUUGAUCAGUUAGCUGUUCAUUUUCAACUUGAUAGUCAUCUUGUUCAUAAAGAAUCGGAAGAAGGAAAACGACAAUUAAUGCUUGAUAGCGAAGAUGUUAAAAUUCAAGAAGUUGAAGUAACAACAUCAGCAGCUGGUCCAGAUGGAGAAACAUCAAAAGAAGGAGACGAAGACGAUGACGAAAAAGCAAAGAAAAUAACAGCUUCAUCUGGUAAAUCAAAAAAGUUGACCAAUCAAUUUAACUUUAGCGAGCGAGCAUCUCAAACAUAUAACAAUCCAUCACGGGAUCGUGAAACAUUUGUUGAGCAAACACCACGCGCUAGCUUUGCUGAUAAUGUAUCCCAAUGGUCAAUAUCGGAUGCAUACAAUGAAGAUUUUGAACAUCAACAAAAAGCCAAAGAAAAAGAACAAAAAAAACUCGUAGUAAAAAAGGAAGAUGAUCGAAAGAAAAAAUUUGUUGCUGUUGAUCAACACGGUGUUGAUGAUAUAACAAAAUUGUCUCGAUCGAAAUCGGCAAGUUUAUCAUUGAAAAUCGUCGAGCGAAUGAUUAAUCAAAAUACAUUCGAUGCUAUCGCUCAAGACUUUAAAUAUUGGGAAGAUGCUGCUGAUGAAUAUCGUGAACAAGGCGGAAGUCUUUUGCCAUUAUGGCUAUUUCAAUACGAUAUGGUAAAAAAACUUGCCUGUACAAAUUUGACUUGGAAUUCACAUUAUAACGAUUUAUUUGCUGUUGCUUUUGGUUCAUAUGACUUUCUCAAACAAAGUCGUGGCAUGUUUGUUAUCUAUUCAUUGAAAAAUCCAAGUUUUCCAGAAAACAUUUUCCCGACUGAUAGUGGAGUUAUGAGUUUGGAUUUUCAUCCACAUUAUUCCAAUCUGCUAUGCUGUGGUUUUUAUGACGGUUCAGUCGCUGUUUAUAAUAUUGCCGAUGAAAAUAAACAACCAAAAUAUCAUAGCACGUCUCGUAAUGGCAAACAUACAGAUCCUGUUUGGCAAGUCUCCUGGCAAAAAGAUGAUUUAGAUAAUAAUCUUAAUUUCUUUUCGGUUUCAUCCGAUGGUCGUGUUGUCUGUUGGACAUUAAUUAAAAAUGAUCUUACGUAUACAGACGUUGUUCAAUUAAAAUUAGAGAAACCUGCAAAUCAAACAGAAGAGGGUUUUCCAUUAAUUUCAUUAGGAUGCGGAACCUGUUUUGAUUUUAAUAUACAACAAGAUUAUUUAUUUAUUGUUGGCACAGAAGAAGGGAAAAUACAGAAAUGUUCAAAAUCUUACAACAAUCAAUUUCUGGAUACAUUUGAUGCUCAUCAUAUGGCUGUUUAUGCUGUACGUUGGAAUAAAUUUCAUCCAAAAGUUUUCGCUAGUUGCUCAGCUGAUUGGAGUGUCAAAAUUUGGGAUAUUAACUAUCAAGAGCCAUUAUUUGUCUAUGAUCUUGGCAGUCCUGUUGGUGAUGUUGUUUGGGCACCUUAUUCGUCAACUGUAUUUGCUGCAUGCACAGCCGAUGGAAAAGUCUACGUGUUUGAUUUAAAUGUGAAUAAAUAUGAACCACUUUGUGAACAAAUGGUCGUACAAAAGAAACGUACAAAAUUAACACAUAUUACAUUUAAUCAACAUUAUCCUAUUUUACUUGCUGGUGACGAUCGAGGAAAUGUAACAUCAUUGAAACUUUCACCAAACUUACGCAAAAGACCUAAAGCUAAGAAAGGUCAAGAAAUAAUUGAUGGACCAGAAGCUGAAAUUGCAAAAUUAGAGAAAAUUCUUUCGCUUAUUCGCGAUCCGGAUGAUGUUCGAAAUAAAUCAACAGCACAGCAAGGUGCAACAACUGCAGUAUCAGGAGCGAAUUAA